CUUCAAAGUUCCAAGGUAUAGAAUUCCCCGAACAACAAUAGGGGAAGUCCCAGUUCCUCGCUCGUCUCAAACUCCGCCGUCGAAUAAAAGAUGCAGUCCGUUUACCAGCGGUUGCGCCACCACCACUUCGACCAUUCACCUGCACAAAUUGCCUCAUUCAAAUCGCUUAUUCCUCUUUCCGAUCGGUUUAAUGGAGCAAAUGAUUCGAGAUCCGCUUCUACACUUGCCACCAAAGGCGUGGGUCAUCUAGUUCGCAAGGGCACUGGUGGAAGAUCAUCCGUUAGUGGCAUUGUCGCUACGGUCUUUGGCGCUACAGGAUUUCUUGGGCGCUAUUUAGUGCAACAGCUUGCUAAGAUGGGUUCUCAAGUGCUGGUUCCUUUCCGAGGCCCUGAGGAUUCUCAACGUCACCUUAAAUUGAUGGGUGAUUUGGGUCAGAUUGUUCCCAUGAAAUAUAAUCCAAGAGAUGAAAAUUCUAUAAAGGCAGUGAUGGCAAAGGCCAAUGUUGUCAUUAACCUCAUUGGAAGGGAGUACGAGACCAGAAAUUUUAGUUUUGAGGAAGUGAACCAUCAUAUGGCUGAGAAGCUUGCUGUGAUUGCAAAAGAACAUGGUGGUAUCAUGAGAUACAUCCAAGUUUCGGGCUUGGGAGCAUCACCAUCAUCUCCAUCCAGAAUGCUUAGAGCUAAAGCAGCUGCUGAAGAAGCUAUCUUACGAGAACUACCCGAGGUCACAGUUAUGAGACCUGCUGUGAUGAUUGGUACAGAGGAUAGGAUAUUAAACCCAUGGGCACACUUUGCUAAAAAGUACAGCUUUCUCCCACUUAUGGGGGGUGGAUCAACUAAAAUUCAGCCUGUAUAUGUAGUUGAUGUUGCUUCUGCUAUUAUUGCCGCCUUAAAAGAUGAUGGAUCCAGCAUGGGAAAGACUUUUGAACUUGGUGGACCAGAGAUUUUUACCAUUCAUGAAUUAGCGGAACUUAUGUAUGACACCAUUCGUGAAUGGCCUCGCUAUGUGAAAGUUCCUUUUCCUGUGGCUAAGGUACUUGCAACACCCCGUGAAUUAUUGGUUAAUAAAGUUCCGUUCCCAAUGCCUGUCCCUACCAUAUUCAAUCUCGAUCAGAUUGAAGCCCUUUCCACUGAUACAGUGGUUUCUGAUAAUGCUUUAACAUUUGAGGAUCUGGGAAUUACGCCGCGCAAGCUGAAGGGUUACCCAACCGAGUUUCUCAUACAAUACCGUAAAGGUGGACCACAGUACGGUUCAACAGUUAGCGAGAAAGUAUCGCGAUCAUGGGAUUGAGGUUGAGCCUUUUUAGCAGACAUUUGAGGUAGGGACGUUUGUUGCCUGCAUUCCUGCUCCAUUCUGUAUGAUAAUGUUGUGACCUCAUUGUUGUGGCGAUGGUGGAAAAUGCUAAUCAGCUGAAACUUGUUCAGUUGGUUUAAAUCUAUAAUAAACGGAUCAGUUCAACCUCCAAAGCCAGGUUGAGAGCGCCAAUUUCUUUGAAAAGUCAAGCUCUUCAAUGGAUAAUUGAUACUACUAGUAUUUUUAUUUCUUUUUACCCUUUUAUUUUUCAA
This is a messenger RNA of Salvia hispanica, 1565 nucleotides long. RefSeq names its product NAD(P)-binding Rossmann-fold superfamily protein. Gene Ontology annotation, molecular function: protein-containing complex binding. NCBI's taxonomy places the organism in Eukaryota, Viridiplantae, Streptophyta, Magnoliopsida, Lamiales, Lamiaceae. The record is from RefSeq and is a predicted model, not a curated record. Gene Ontology annotation, cellular component: mitochondrion.